AUGCGUUAUUCUAUCUCUUGUAGUCCUUAUUCCAUUUCCACGUCUACACACAGCGUCAGUAAUCACAGCAGCAACAGUAGCAGCCACGAAUACAUCUUUGAGGCAUUUCCACAGCAAUUCACAGCCCAAGAAUUGAAUGAUCUUGAGUCAGAGAUGAAGGAUUCGCAUGAGGACAAGUAUCAGGUUUCACAAGGCUCCAGUGUAGUUGCUGUAACCAUUGUUCCAUCAACUUCAGCACUCUGUCGCUUUUUUGUAUUAGGUAAAUGCCGUUAUGGUAGUCGUUGUACCUUUUCACAUACACUUCCAGCCCAUGUGAGCGAGUGUACUGCUGAUGAAACGGUGAACCUUUCAGCAGCAGCGGCACUUGUUGACUGCCCCUUUUUCCUACGUGGUAAUUGCAAAUUUGGUGAUCAUUGCCGCCUACGACAUAAUUCAAUGCUAUUGUCGGAGGCAUCCGUUGCAACUGCAGCUACGACUCUCUCAGUACCAAGAACGACACGGAGUGCGACGUGUAUUGACAAUCAACGGGAUUUGUCAUGUGGUAUUUGCUUUGACGAUAUUGUUCAGUCUGGCAAAUACUUUGGACUCUUGAGCUGUGAUCACUGUUUUUGUCUCGAUUGCUUGCGUUCGUGGCGGCAGUCAAAGGAUAUGGACCUUGUUCGAGCAUGUCCAGCUUGCCGCCUUCCCAGUGACUAUAUCGUACCAUCUCUUUUAUUCUGCAUUGGUGACGAGAAACGCAAGGUUGUUGAGGCGUACAAGAGUCAUUUAGCUCUACGUGAGUGCAAAUACUUCAAUGGUCUCUUUGGUAGCUGUCCAUUUGGUCCCCGUUGCUUCUACGCGCAUCGUGACGGUAUAGGUCGUGAUGUGAAGCAUUUGGAUCGUCCUAAACGAGUGACGAAGCCACGGCGAGGUCGAAAUGGACUACCCGAUGGUGAUUCGACGCUGCAGUCAUUGCUCCAGCAAUACAAUCAUCUAUUUCGCUUUUUUGAAGCUGAGGACUGGGACGACUUUGAUUUGGUCGGUGACACGAACGACUCGGAUGAUUCGGAUGAGGAUUACAUUGAGAACUGGGUACGAAGUUACGAUUAUGACACAGAAUAG
Molecule: messenger RNA, 1101 nt
Organism: Peronospora belbahrii
Lineage: Eukaryota; Oomycota; Peronosporomycetes; Peronosporales; Peronosporaceae
Source: the annotation of a GenBank genome assembly